Messenger RNA from Carassius gibelio (silver crucian carp), 1372 nucleotides. RefSeq names its product transmembrane gamma-carboxyglutamic acid protein 2. Gene Ontology annotation, molecular function: calcium ion binding. Lineage: Eukaryota; Metazoa; Chordata; Actinopteri; Cypriniformes; Cyprinidae. Gene Ontology annotation, cellular component: extracellular region. The record is from RefSeq and is a predicted model, not a curated record. The coding region runs from base 466 to 1062 and encodes 198 amino acids. The transcript is spliced from 7 exons.
UCAAACCGCGAGGCGAGAGUAUGAAUUCAUAAAGACACAGCAGCAUGGCGUCGUUUUCUCAGAUAGAAUCCGAGUCUAGUCGUAACGUUCAGAAUGCAUGUUUUAAAGCGAUCAUAUUAGACAAAUAUCACGUCUAUAGGACUGACUUUAGUAACUUAAUUAAAAGCUGUUGUCACGUCGGCUGCGAAAAUUGGUCCAUUCAUAACUAUCUUUAAAAAGGAAGUCUGGUCCAAUCAAGGUUCAAUGGCCUGUUGAAACCGGAAGCUGUUGACGGGGGCGUUGUUUGUUUGUUAGUUUUAAAUGACAGAUGAUGAAUGACAUUUUUGAACAUUAAACUGCGAUAUAUAUAUAGAGAGAGAGAGAGAGAGAGAGAGAGCACUAAGAGUCUAAGACUUACUAAUACUAAUGUUUAGUUUUCGUAAUGGAAGCGAUUAGCACCUUUGUUUACUGAGAUGUUCAGGUACAAUGCUAGGGUUUCCAGCGACAGGUUUCAGUUUGCUUUUCCUGCUGCAUCUUGUUUGGGGCAGAGUGAUCUACAAUGCAAAUGAUGUGUUUCUAGAAGAGAAGUCGGCAGAUUCGUUUCUCUCCCGUAACCUGUUGUAUAACAGUUGGGAUUUUGAGCUAGUAGUGCCUGCCAAUCUAGAGAGAGAAUGUAUUGAGGAGAUAUGCUCAUAUGAAGAGGCCAGAGAGGUGUUUGAAGAUGACAAAAAGACGGCUACUUUUUGGAAAACAUAUCUCAGCAGUCACGAAUCUUCGCCCAGAGUGGAUGUGUCUGGUUUGGUAGCUGGCAUUGUGGCUAUUGUAAUAGUAGGGAUUAUAGCCACUGUGUUGGGCAUUUAUUGCUACAAGAACAGAGGCAAAAAUCCUAGAGGGGGCAGCGUUCCUGUGCAGAUAGGUGUGGAUGGGCAGCCACUACCUGAAUCUGUGCCCUUGUCGAUCAUGGCUCCAGGUCUCCCCUCGUACAAUGAGGCUCUGGCCCACGGUGGGCAGCAUGAUGCACCUCCACCGCCGUACUCUGGGGGAAGUGCAUCGGCCCCACCUCAAACUCCAGAUGAGGAAUGACAGUCAUGAUGUUGUUGGUUUUUUAAAUGGGGGGGGGGGGGGGCGAUACAUGGAUUUACUGGUGAAAAAGUGUAGCUUGAGUCACUAAGUGGGGUAUUUAUUACACUUAGGCUACAUGUUCCGCAGUUAACCCUAUUUUAUUCUUUAGAAUUAUUUUGCUACUAUCAUCAGGAACAAAGUUUCAGGGUGAAAUGUGAAUACUGUCAAGAUUUUCUCAGGUCAGGCUUGUUAUUGUUUUUUUUAAAGAGUUUUAUGAAAUGUAGUGCAAUUUUCAUUAUUGAUUAAAAAUAAAACGUAUACAAAACUUGAA